Molecule: messenger RNA, 234 nt
Organism: Protopolystoma xenopodis
Lineage: Eukaryota; Metazoa; Platyhelminthes; Monogenea; Polystomatidea; Polystomatidae
Source: the annotation of a GenBank genome assembly
AUGUAUCUGACAGUGAACUGGUGUUCCUGGAUCAUGGGGCCCAACGAGGAUCCCCGACCUUUUUCGCGGGAAGACCAGGCCAUGCUCACGGAGCAAGUGAUCGAACCGAUGGCGGCAGACGGUUUGCGCACAAUUGGCAUCGCCUACAAACGCUUUGUGUCAAAUGAGAGAGUUAGACUCACACGAGUAGAUUUAGAUGAAAGGUCAGAGGACGGUGGCUUUCUAAUCGCUUGA